AUGUCGGAAAGCCUUCCCGUCGAAGACGGUCCUGUCGAACAGGAAGAAUGGACGCGAGUGAGAUCCAAGUCUAGAUUCCGCCGCGCCCCACGAAACACUGUACCAUCGGCACUCGCCAACAAAAUCAAACCCGACGAACCCCACCAUCACAAAUCUGUGGCCGACAUCAAGACCGAAUUCGAGACCUUCCACACACGAUGGCACGGAUCGGAUGCUCACCAGCGACUUUCUGUACUGCUUGAAAAGAAGAACAAGAAUGUGCAUGCGCCAGUGAACAAGGCGGUGUGCUUGGGUGUCGGCACAUUUGACACGGAAGAUGGCGGCUGGGACGCCCGGAGGAGGACAUACAUCCAGUUGAUUGCUUUCCUGGACAUGGUUGAGCUGCUAUCCAAAGAAUCAAGCGAGCCCAUUCGCUGUAUCUUCCAGGAGCCGCGCUUCACAGCCAACGACAAGGCAUUUCUCGAAAGCCUUGGCCAUGAAAUUGUCGAGUCUCCUGGCGCCUUCGAGGCUGUCGACCGACAUUCCCUCCUCUUCGCCAUUCACAUGUAUCGACCGAUAUACGAGGCCGCGCUGUCCACACUGCCCGCAGUGUUCGUUGGCACCGGUUGGGAGACGUGGGACGGCGUGGGCAACUUGAAAGAGGGCGACUUCCAGUGCAUGAAGGACAUGCAUGCAUCACACAAGCUGCUGCCGUUUCCGCAAGAUGGCACGCACACGACAUUUUCUAGCACGUGUAUCUACUGGAGACCUCUUGAAGAGUCAGACGGCCAAUCCUCUGACGCGGCUGACGUCGUGCCUCCAAACGGUGCCACCGGUCAUGGUGUGCCAGAGGUGGCUAAACUUGAGGAUGGCAAAGAUCAGGCCCAAAACGCUGGCGCCUCUCAUGGCACAGAAGACGCUAAAGAAGCUAUAAUAGGUGCGAUCCAGAGCUAA
Messenger RNA from Verticillium dahliae VdLs.17, 933 nucleotides. RefSeq lists its product as uncharacterized. Bases 1 to 933 code for a protein of 310 amino acids. The record is from RefSeq and is a predicted model, not a curated record. NCBI's taxonomy places the organism in Eukaryota, Fungi, Ascomycota, Sordariomycetes, Glomerellales, Plectosphaerellaceae. The transcript has 2 exons.